Benincasa hispida (wax gourd) is the source of this 2085-nucleotide messenger RNA. RefSeq names its product folate-biopterin transporter 1, chloroplastic-like. Lineage: Eukaryota; Viridiplantae; Streptophyta; Magnoliopsida; Cucurbitales; Cucurbitaceae. The record is from RefSeq and is a predicted model, not a curated record.
AUUUAUCGUGUCCUUCGCCCAAACCCUAUAUCUAUGUCGCACCGUUCACAUUCUUCCCUCGCCGGAUCUCCUUCACCUUUCUUCGCUUGCCGUUGAUCUUCUUCACCUUUCUUUGCUCGCCGUCGAUCUCCUUCACCUUUCUUCACGCUUCCCUAAGAACACUGUUAACCAUUUUUUUCCAUUUGAAUUGGGAGUAAAUCUAGGUAACGGGCCAGGUCCAAGAUCGCACACCAAGGAGUAUUGUCGCCGUGGUCAUCUGACAAGAAGCUGGAGAUAAUGUUCACCUGGAAGAAGAAUUCAUAAAGAAACAGAGAACAAGCAGCAUCAGAAAUCGAAAGGGACAAUAAAAUUUCAGAAAAAGGGUGUUUGUAUUUGGAUUUGGAUAGUGAUUUUUGAUAUUUUAAUCGUACCGUUUCAUCUUCUUUCCCGAUCCACUGCUCCACUGGAUCCCCACGAACGGAUGCCACGGGACCUACUUUAAAAGCUCCAUGUCGUUGCCCGUUUUAAUUCCAACGACCCCAUCCGAUUUUGACGAUCACACCCUUCUCUGCUCCAAUAAUGGUGUAGAGGAAGGGGACUCGUUUAUCUCACGUGUAGAUGAAGACUUGUCUAGGUUCAGGCUGAAUGGUGUCAAAUGCUUUGGUGUAGAUUUAACCCCUGAUAAUGUUGCUGUUGCUAUGGUAUAUUUUGUUCAAGGAGUUUUAGACCUCGCAAAGCUUGCUGUCAGUUUUUAUUUAAAAGAUGAUUUGCAUUUAGAUCCUGCUGAGGCAGCUGUGAUUUCUGGUUUUGCUGCAUUGCCGUGGCUGAUCAAACCUCUCUAUGGGUUUAUUAGUGACUCUGUUCCUCUUUUUGGUUACCGAAGAAGGUCACUGUGAAAAUUGUUCCUCACCUCUGUUUUCGUUCGAUACCUGAAGAUGAUCUAAUGUUGACACAUUAACUGGCUUGUUCUCUUGUGGUUAUUUUAUAUUCUAGUUGAAAUUUCUUCUUUGUAGCUCAACCUUCAUGACUACAGUAUUGUUUAUGACACAAACUUUCACGUGCCCUACUUAGAUAAUAUUUUCUUCUUUCUUGCCUAUAUUGGUACUUGUUUCUUAUAUGUAAGGUCUACGUUGCAUCUUUGCUUAAAAUUUGAUUGUGAACUGGCACUGAUUUGAUAAUAUAUGCUUGAUUACCAAUUUUUAUUAGAGCAAGGUAAAACAGUUACGCAGUACACGACUUGAACUUGUUUACUGCAGAGUCUUCUUGAUCUUUGUUGAUUUUCUAUGAUAUAUUGCAGAGUUUUCCGUAUCAGAAAAAUCAUUCACUAAUCCAAUUGAAUGUUGAUGCGGAGCUGAAGUUUGUAGAUCUUUGGGAAGCUCUGUCGCUGUUAAAAGAUGGAACGAGAAUUGAAACUUCUUACUAUAUUCCGCUAUUGCAAGAAUGUAUAGAUAGGAAUUUAGAUGCAGAAAUGGAAAUUAUCUAUGGAGAUAUCGUAAAAACUGGGACUCAUGAAGACUUAUUUGUAAUGACUUUUCUUGUUAACGUUUAUGUGAAAUAUGGAGUCAUGGAAAUUGCUCGCAAAGUGUUUGAUAAUUUGCCUAGAAGAAAUGUCAUUGCAUGGACAACUCUAGUGACUUGUUAUGUUCAGAAUACACAACCUUUGGUUGCUUUUUAAGUGUUCAUAGAAAUGUUGGAAGCUGGAGCUUAUCCUACAAACUGUACGCUCGGAAUCGUGUUGAAUGCUUGUUGUUCCUUGCAAUCUAUGAAUUCGGGAAGCAGGUUCAUGCAUAUAUCAUCAAAUAUCAUAUAGAUUUCGACACUAGUAUUGGCAACUUAAGUUUCUUCGUCGAGAUGCUCUCGGAUGGUGUGGAAACAAACGAGUACACUUUAACAAGUGUCUUGAGCGCCUGUUGUGUAAUGUUGACAUUGGGUUUAGGAGCACAGAUUCAUUCACUAAGCGUGGAACCUUCAUCGAAGGUGUUUGGAAGGGGUGGGGAGGAGAUGGAUUUCUUGCAACAGUAAGGGAUUCAAAUGAAAAUUGUUCCUGAUGCAACAAAGGAGUAAAUAUUUGGUAUUGUAACCUCUUUAUGCUUUUUCUUGGGGAAC